Messenger RNA from Aspergillus heteromorphus CBS 117.55, 1672 nucleotides. RefSeq lists its product as uncharacterized. Gene Ontology annotation, molecular function: transcription cis-regulatory region binding; DNA-binding transcription factor activity. Gene Ontology annotation, cellular component: nucleus. The transcript has 3 exons. The record is from RefSeq and is a predicted model, not a curated record. The annotation marks the transcript as partial. Lineage: Eukaryota; Fungi; Ascomycota; Eurotiomycetes; Eurotiales; Aspergillaceae. Gene Ontology annotation, biological process: positive regulation of transcription by RNA polymerase II.
UACGUGGCAACCACUUAAACACUACUUUCUUUCCACGAGCUGACCAUCCAGACCGGACCCUCUCGCUUGUGACACGCCAUGUGGGAGACACACGAGCCUCCUAAACGCCACUGCUGGGAAUGUCGCCGACGCAGGCUAGUCUGCGACUUCACCCACCCCGCCUGCAAUCGGUGCUCGGCAUCCGAUGUCGAUUGUCCCGGGUAUGGCGAUACACCGCCAGUGAGACUACGGUGGCUAGCGCCGGGAAAGGUGAAAUAUCGAGUCCGGAAGGUCGCAAGCAACCAGCGCGUCGAAGAUCGGAGAACUGCAGACAUGCCGGACCGAGACAAGAAGACAAACAAUACGGCAGUGCAUUUGGAACUGAAGAGCGAUGUCCAUGUGUUUCUCGAGGCGACACAAUACUGUCAGUACUUUGCAGUCGCCACAGAGACCCUCUGAUCCACUCUAAUUUCCUCCUGCACAGAUAACUCCUGCAUCUACCCAAGCCUCUUGCCCAUGUUGCAACUGGGUCCGACGAGCUCGAUUUACCGGAUCUCGCCCCCUCUCUUCCAGCAGGGCAUGGCUCAACCAGACUACAUCCGCCUUAUUAUUGUCUGCAUGUCGCUCAGCCACCGCGUAAACCACUCACGCAAUGACCCCAGGUCCGCGACCCUAGUAAAAAGCUUCCUGCACUACCGUGGGCUGAUCAUUCGCUCUCUCGUCGAAGAUCUUAACUUAAACCAUAAACGCACGAGUGAUCAUGUCAUUGGGGGCAUUUUAACGCUUCUACUUGUUGACGCUCAGCAAGGCGCCUCAACCAACUGGCGCUGUCAUAUUGACGGUAUUCGGCAAAUCAUGGGGCUGCGUGGCGGCAUCCAAGCGGUGGCUAGGUCUAAGGGCGUUGCGUCGCUGCUGGUCAGCUUCGUAUAUCUUUCCGUUUUCGGGGACACCACGUCUCCCGUGUCAGAUCUUGCCAUGACCGAGUCCGAUCUGGACGGUCUUAAAUUUUUGAUUAAGAGAGACGAAAAUAGUAGCCGUACCUUCAUGUCGAGACCCAGCGCCCUGUUCGCCGAAAUCAUCAACAUAAACUAUCUCCGGGUGCGAGCCUCCACAGACACCACCACAAGCCCAGAAGAUCACAGCCGCAAAGCCUACGAAAUACUCACACGAGUCCUCGAUUUCUCACCCGAAAAAUGGGCCGAGUCCAAGCCUGUCGCAAAAGAAGACUGGCUUCUUCUAGCGAGCAUCUACCAAGCCGCGGUAUCUCUAUACUGCAUCCACUCCCUCCAGAGCAUCGGCGUUCUACCCAUCACCUCUUUCCUGAGAAAGAACUGCACUGCACACAGCCACCUCUUGCAUGUGCUUCUCAGCAAAGCUGUGCUCUCCCUCUCCAUCCGCGGAUUCAUGCUAUGGCCCCUUGUCGUCCUUGGUAUGGAAACCGUCAACGGCGGGGUAUCCGUGCGGCAUUUCAUCCGAGAGGAACUCGUAGAGAUGAGCCACUACACCGGUUCCUACAUGCCGGUGACAGCGAAACAUGUGCUCGAGCGUUUCUGGGACUCGGGGAAUACGCAUUGGGAUGUGUGCUUUGAUCGAUCGUAUGCGUUUGCGACGCUUCUCGCCGCGGACGCGAGCAAAUUAGAGUAGUGUGGUCUGGAACCCUGACGGGUAUCUUAUUAUUCUGUAAAUAAGCAAG